CCAGUAAACAUAAAUGAAAACACAAAAUUUAAUAAAAGAAAAAGGAAAGUAAACCCCGCAUCCUCCUCUCUCACUCCCCUCUGUGCCACCCACCACCUCCACUGAGACCCUAACCGUUACCGUCAAAUUCACCAGCCUCAGCCGACCCCACCCUUACCUCCUCCUCCUCUCUCUCUCUCUGGCUCUCUCAUUCAUUUUCUCUCUCUAUCUCCGCCCAAACACCCCAACCCAAAUCUACCUCUGCUAAACCCACUCUCUCAGCUCUCUCAUUCGAUCCCAAAACCCAAAUACCGUCAAAAACCCAAACGCCCAGACCCGGAUCAUCAUCUCUCUUGAAACAAGGUUGCGUAAAAUUGGAGGCAGAGAGGUUUUGCUGCCGCAUUGUAGCUUAAGCUAAUCUUCAGACAUGUCACAGGCAGAUAUUAGGAAGUGGUUUAUGAAGUCGCAUGACAAGGGCAAUGGCAAGAAACCUGCGCCGACUACUUCUCAGACUCCUUCUACAGCCAAGGAAGAGCCUAAAGAACCAGUGCAUGGAGGUCAAGAGAAUUCAGGCAGGAGGAAAACUAGCAAGUAUUUUACCACAGAUAAGCCAAAAGAUGAAAAAGAAACUGAAGUUCCAGCCAAAAGAAAGACUCACAAGGAGCCUGAUGAAUCCGUGAAACCCUCACCUGCAAAAAAAGUUCACAAAGUUGUCGAUGACGACGAUGAUUUUGUCUUACCUCAUUUGAAGAAGAACUCAGUUGAUGCAACUCCUAGAAAGAAAUUGAAGAGUGCAUCUGGCAUGGGAGUCGCACAGAAACUUACGGCUAUUGAUGAAGGUGGUGAUGAUGACGUCAAGGAUGCUGAAUCUCAUUGCAAGCCUGGUGGUAGGGGUCGUGGUGGAAGAGGUACUUCCGCAGGACCAGCUGGUGGAAGAGGCAGGGGUGCUGGACGAGGUGGAUUUAUGAAUUUCGGAGAUAGAAAAGAUCCUCCACACAAAGGAGAAAAGGAAGUUCCUGAAGGUGCUCCAGACUGUUUAGCUGGUUUAACUUUUGUAAUUAGUGGUACACUUGACAGUUUGGAAAGAGAGGAAGCAGAGGAUUUGAUAAAACGUCAUGGCGGUCGUAUUACUGGAUCUGUCAGCAAGAAAACGAACUAUCUUUUAUGUGAUGAAGAUAUUGAGGGAAGGAAAUCCUCUAAAGCCAAAGAACUUGGUACUGCUUUUCUCACCGAGGAUGGACUGUUUGAUAUUAUUCGGGCAUCUACCCGUGCUAAAGUACCUGUGCAAGAGGCAAAGAAAUCUGUGGAUGAUGCGGCAGCAGCAUCUUUGCCCAAGAAAAGUCCUAAUAAAGUAGCAUCAAAGAAAGAUUGUGCUGGAAGCUCCUUGGCAUCAAGUGUAUCCCACAAACAAUUGGAGUCAGAUGCUUCCCAUGCUAGGCGUAAGAAGCAAACUACCGAGCAUUCCGCCUCUACUUGGACAGAAAAGUAUAGGCCAAAGGUUCCAAAUGACAUUAUCGGGAAUCAGUCACUGGUAAAGCAGCUUCAUGAUUGGUUGGCACAUUGGCAUGAGCAAUUUCUUGAUACUGGAAAUAAGAAAAAAGGCAAAAACCCAACCAAUUCUGGUGCCAAAAAGGCUGUACUAUUAAGUGGAACGCCUGGUAUAGGGAAAACGACGUCCGCUAAGUUAGUCAGUCAGAUGCUUGGUUUCCAGACAAUUGAGGUAAAUGCUAGUGACAGUCGUGGGAAAGCUGAUUCCAAGAUUGAAAAGGGAAUUGGUGGAAGCAACGCAAAUUCUAUUAAAGAGCUUGUCAGCAACAAGGCCCUGAGCAUGGAUGGAUUGAAGCAUCCCAAAACUGUGCUAAUUAUGGAUGAGGUUGAUGGGAUGUCUGCUGGAGAUCGGGGAGGAGUUGCUGAUCUUAUUGCUAGCAUAAAGAUUUCUAAAAUUCCUGUUAUCUGCAUUUGUAAUGAUCGUUACAGUCAGAAACUGAAAAGUCUUGUGAACUACUGUUUACUUCUCAGCUUUCGGAAACCUACUAAACAACAGAUGGCAAAGAGGUUGAUGCAAAUUGCAAAUGCUGAAGGACUUAAAGUUAAUGAGAUUGCUCUUGAGGAACUCGCAGAAAAAGUUAAUGGAGACAUGCGAAUGGCAGUUAACCAGUUGCAGUAUAUGAGCCUAUCAAUGUCUGUCAUUAAAUACGAUGAUGUAAGGCAGCGCUUAUUAAGCAGUGCAAAGGAUGAAGAUAUUUCACCAUUCACAGCUGUUGACAAGCUGUUUGGUUUUAAUGCAGGAAAGUUGCGGAUGGAUGAGCGUGUUGACCUGAGCAUGAGUGAUCCUGAUCUAGUCCCUCUUCUUAUCCAGGAAAAUUAUAUCAACUAUAGGCCAAGUUCGGCAGUCAAGGAUGAUAGUGGGAUAAAACGUAUGAACUUGAUUGCCCGUGCCGCUGAGUCUAUUGGCAAUGGGGAUAUUUUCAAUGUACAGAUUAGAAAAUAUCGGCAAUGGCAGCUUUCCCAAAGUGCUUGUCUUUCAUCCUCUAUUUUUCCUGCUGCAUUGUUGCGUGGGCAAAGAGAGACACUUGAGCAGGGAGAAAGGAAUUUUAAUAGAUUUGGAGGGUGGCUGGGAAAGAACUCAACACUUGGAAAAAAUUUGAGGCUCUUGGAAGAUUUGCAUGUCCAUCUUCUCGCUUCUCGUGAAUCUAGUUCGGGGAGGGAAACCCUGCGAGUUGAAUACCUUUCUCUUCUUCUGAAACGAUUGACCGUGCCACUCCGUGAACUUCCAAAGGAUGAAGCUGUACACAAAGUUGUGGAUUUCAUGAAUACUUACUCCAUUAGUCAGGAUGACUUUGAUACUAUUGUGGAGUUAUCCAAAUUUCAGGGGCACCCAAAUCCUCUAGAUGGCAUUCAACCAGCUGUAAAGGCAGCGCUGACAAAAGCUUACAAAGAAGGCAGCAAAACAAGGAUGGUACGAGCUGCAGAUUUUGUCACUUUCCCUGGAAUGAAGAAGGCUCCUAAGAAGCGGAUUGCUGCUAUUUUAGAACCAUCUGUUGAUGUAAUUGGAGAGAACAAUGAUGAUACUUUGGUUGAGAGUGAAGAGGAAAAUUCGUCAGAUACAGAGGACUUGGAAGGUUCUGCGGCUGGUGAGAAGCUGCAACAGGAACUUAAAAGUUUGAAUACAAAAGGAGUGCAUGUACAAUUCGACUUGAAGGGUGCAACAAAUUCAAGUGCAAAGAAGACACCAACGGGCAGGGGUAGAGGUGGUUCAUCUGCCGCAGCUGAGAAAAAAGGCGGCCGAGGUUCAGGGGCUGGUGGAAAGAGAAAGAGAUGAAGGGAGGUGAAAGAAGAGACGUCGCCUUUCCUUCUUCCUGUAUUUGGCACGUUUUAUAAGAAAAUGUAAAUAGAUUUUUCCUCCGCACAUAAACAUUUUUGGUAGGUCACUUGGUGAGGAAUGGUAGGAUCUUCGGUUGUAAUGUUGGUUUACAAGGUUACUGUUGAUACUAUUGAGUUCAACUCCAAGAUUCAUCUUUUUGCCUUUAGUAGCAUUUUAUUUUCAUCAA
This is a messenger RNA of Prunus avium (sweet cherry), 3530 nucleotides long. The record is from RefSeq and is a predicted model, not a curated record. Lineage: Eukaryota; Viridiplantae; Streptophyta; Magnoliopsida; Rosales; Rosaceae.